Molecule: messenger RNA, 866 nt
Organism: Octopus sinensis (East Asian common octopus)
Lineage: Eukaryota; Metazoa; Mollusca; Cephalopoda; Octopoda; Octopodidae
Product: short-chain collagen C4-like
Exons: 5
Coding region: 1-771 (256 amino acids)
Source: RefSeq, a predicted model, not a curated record
AUGGUCACUCUCAAUUUGGAUGCAAAAGUCUCCACAUUUUCGCUUCUGAUCCCAGCAUCCUCUGCGGUUCCAACUGUAUUCUGUUCCCUUCUUGAUCUGCUUUGUUGUCCUGAGACCGUCAAUAUUGUGCUCCCAUCAAAAACGAACCGUGUCAUCUCCAAGAAAUCUCUCGACGAUAAACCUGAUGACACCCCAAAACCUGGUCCCGGAUCAUUGUAUACACGGUGGGGCAGAACAAGUUGUUCUCCUUAUUCAAGCCUUGUAUAUGACGGUGUGGUUGGUGGACAAUUCUUUGACCACACAGGUGGCGGUAGUAAUCUCUUGUGUUUACCUAACGAUCCCAUUUGGGCCAAUUAUACGACAGAAGUAGAAAAAUGUGGUUACAUUUAUGGCAGUGAAUAUCAAUUCGAAUUAUACCCAACUAAUAAACUCUUUUCUUUUGCUAACGCUGAAUCAAUUUAUGAACACAACGUUCCGUGCGCUGUCUGUUUGACACGACAACCUGCUGUUGUAAUGAUGUUACCAGCUAGGACACGCUGUUACCCUGGUUGGACGAUUGAAUUUUCAGGAUAUUUGAUGACCGCGCGUCAUGAUCAUAAGGGCAGACUUGAAUAUGUGUGUGUGGACUACGCACCAGAAGCUGAUCCAGCGGGUUACAGUAACGAAGACGGAGCUCUAUUAUAUUUCGUUCAGGCUGCUUGUGGUUCAUUGCCAUGUCCACCGUAUGUCAAUGGUCGAGAAUUAACCUGCGUUGUGUGCAGUAAAUAUUGAAUAGAAAUUUACAUUCGUUUCUAUAUGAAAAUUUAUGUCGGCGAAUCAUAAAAUAUAAUAUAAUAAAGCAACAUAUACGUUUCUUGUAAUUGUGU